UCUACACAGCAUAAGGACAUCAAUAUGUAUCAGAAAAUGUAGUUAAAAUUUGGGGUUAUCUCCUUGUUAGUUGAUGAAAUAUUGUGUCUUUCUUUUAUAUGUACAUGUAGCUGCAAUGGGUACUGAUAAUGAAAGUGGUCACUGUCAGCCAGUUAUACAUGUAGAGACUAGUGGAGCCACACAGCACAGUACAGUCAAUGAUUGGCAUGUUCAAGGAUUAUCAUUCCAGCUAUUAUCUCUUGAUGCCAGUGGUCGUGUGUGUGUUUGGGUGAUAGUUGAACUACCUGAAGGAGAUUCAUCAGGUAGUCCUGUUGAUCUUGGACUAGCUCCUGGUGGAAGAGUUAAACUCAUCUCUAGUGCUACAAUGGAUGUACUGUUUGGUUCAGAAAUAGCUCAUCCAAUUGCAACAAGUUUGAAUGUUAGUAAAGCUGACUCCAAUACACUAUUGAUUGGAACUGAUUCCGGAGCAGUGAUACGUCAUGUGAGGUAUAGGCCAAGAGCAGUUCCAAAGCAAUACCUCAUCAAUGAUAACAUGGCAACAAGCUCUGAAGUAACUUCAAUUUCCAUUCAUCCUCACUUCCUCUCUCAUUUCCUUGUGUCUUAUUCCUCCGGUCACAUUGGACUCUAUGACAUUCGCUGGGCACAUCCAGUCAUUACGUGGCCAUCUGGACGGCAGAGUCACUUAAUAAGAGAACUCAAUUGGCAUCCGAAGCUGUCAAAUGUUUUUAUUUGUGUUGGCGAGGACAAUAAUGUUCAUAUAUGGGACUUACUCACUGAUGAUACUGGACCUGUGCAUACAUUGAAGCUAGAGAAAAAGAUUAUAUGUAUGGGGAUUGCUCCAGAUCAAAAUGAUCCCAACAGCUUGUCACUGGUUUUGUCCAGUGAAGAUGGUGUCUCAAUUUAUAGACUGGAUUCGAGGAAGCUUUAUCAUGAGAACCAUUUGGAAUUAUUUGAAACUUUUAUCAGCGAAAACUCUUAUAAUAUAAUGUGAAUGGCAUUAUCGUAUAUUUUAAUAAAAUUUAUAAAAAUGAAAAA
Amphimedon queenslandica is the source of this 1035-nucleotide messenger RNA. RefSeq names its product WD repeat-containing protein 60-like. Gene Ontology annotation, biological process: intraciliary transport. Gene Ontology annotation, molecular function: dynein light chain binding; dynein heavy chain binding. Gene Ontology annotation, cellular component: cytoplasmic dynein complex. The record is from RefSeq and is a predicted model, not a curated record. The transcript has 8 exons. Lineage: Eukaryota; Metazoa; Porifera; Demospongiae; Haplosclerida; Niphatidae. The coding region runs from base 74 to 991 and encodes 305 amino acids.